UACUGCACACGGACUUGCUACCACAACACAGUUUGCCCGGAGUCACAACAUUUAUUCACUUCACUGCAAGUCACAGGACUGACUCACUACGCCUGAAGUCACAGUGUUGUCUCCUGUGGGCAGGACCACAGUCUCCUGGAGGCUCAGCUCUUGUUCUCAUUUAUUUUACUGGGAGACUCAUUUCUGACCAUUCUAAAGCGGUUUGAACAAUCAGUACUUUCCAAUGCUGGAUACAUAAUUGUAAAGAAAACUCAUAUAUAAGAAGAGCCUGCAAACAUGAAGUACAAGAACCUCAUGGCAAGAGCCUUGUACGAUAAUGUUCCAGAAUGUGCAGAAGAAUUGUCCUUUAGAAAAGGGGACAUAUUGACAGUGAUUGAACAGAACACCGGUGGUCUUGAGGGAUGGUGGCUUUGUUCUUUACACGGCCGGCAAGGGAUUGCACCAGGCAAUCGGCUAAAGCUUCUUAUUGGCCCAGUGCCAGACAGUUCUAAACUUGAAAUGACAAAAACAGAGUCACAUACUCAAUCUUGUUACCCACAUCAAAUAUACCAGGUCCCUCAGUCAUCUUAUCAGGACUCUAUCUAUCAAGUCCCACCAUCCCAACACAAUUCAGUAGCCUUUAAGACAUCCAGGAUACACAAUGCAGAAGAUUUCAAGCAAGGAACAGCAUUUCUGGAUAGUAUUGAUGGCUCUCCUGUUAGCAGAGUCAUAACUCCAACCAGAAUGGGACAAGGAUAUAAUUACGAAUCUGCUUCCAGGUGGCAGACAAACGUCUAUGAUAUUCCUCCUACUCGACCACAAGAGGUAUAUGAUGUUCCACCUGCUGCAAAAAGUGUUAUGUAUUUUAGCCCAGUUCAGGAUAAAAGGGAAAAUGGAAUAUAUGAUGUUCCUUCAGCACAACCGGUCUACAAUACCUUGCCAUCUACAAAGGAAAAGAUGUAUGAUUUUCCUUCUUCAUUAAAGCAGAAAUCUGAAGGGGUUUAUGACACUUUACCUCCAAGUUCAAAAGUUGCUUGCCAGGAACUUUGCAUGAAAAUCAAUGGAGUUAGCCCAGUACAAAUUGAUGUUGGCAUAAGAAAGCAUAGUCUAUAUGACUUUCCUCGAAACCAUCAACCUAGUUUGCAGACAGAUGAUUACGACUUUCCCAGGGGUGUUCAUUUGCCUGCUGAAGGUGAAGGUUUUUUAUCCGAUGACAAAGAAGGGGUGUAUGACUACCCUCCACAGAUACAGCAGGACACUAAAGCUUUACAAGAUGUCACUGAUGGUGUGAAUAGGUUGUCUUUCUCCAGUACAGGAAGCACAAGAAGCAACAUGUCAACAUCAUCCACAACAUCUAAAGAGUCUUCUGCAACAUCUUCACCAUCUCAAGACAAAAAAAUGCAGCUUCUUCUUGAUCCAGACACAGCCAUCGAAAAACUGUUAAAACUGCAACAGAUAGUUGAGUUAUCUGUCUCCAAAUUAAUAGCCUUUGUCAACACAGAAUGGCGUUCUUAUGUAUACAUGGAGAGACAUGUAAAUGAAAUCCAUGCUGCAUUGGACAAAGUUGAGCAGUCUCUAACCGAAUACCUCCACUUUGCCAAAGGAGCUACAAAUAAUGCAUCUUGUAUUAAGGAAUCUGGUCUCCAGAACAAAAUGAGAAGAGAGCUGAGAAGACUUGAAGACUCAUAUCAGAUUCUCACUCAGAGUAGCCAGGAACUGAGCAAUUGCAAUUGGUCAGUGAAUGUCCUUGCUUUCAAUAAAACAAACAAGUGUGACAGCCUUGAGAGGUCUGUCAUGGUGGCCAGGACAAUCAUAGAUGAUGCUAAGCAGUUAACCACCACCAUUAGUGUUAAUGCAGAGAUUUUGUUCAAACAAGUGACUGUUGAUACCCAUAAAAAUAAAUCUUCAGAUGCCAUUAACGGUACUACUGAGUAUCCCUUCAAUGGAUCCAAUCUCCAUAAUUUACAGGAAAAUAAUGUUCAAAACCAUACAAAGCCAUUACCCCAUAUUAUUAAAGAGCAUAAUGGCAAAAGUUGUGAUGGUUCAGUGAAAAGUUGGAUGGAUGACUAUGACUAUGUUCAUUUACAGGGAAAAGAAGAAUUUGAGCGUCACCAGAAAGAGCUUCUAGAAAAGGAAAACAUCAUCAAACAAGGCAAACCACAACUGGAACAACACCAGCUGAGUCAGUUCCAGCAGCUGGAGAGAGAGAUUACAGCACCAGUGGAAAAUGAUAUCUCUAAGUGGAAGUCACCUCAUAGCAUUCCUGCUGAAAACAGUUCUCUGGCUCCGCAAGAUAAACGGUUGAUUUCCUUUUACUCUGAACAGUGUGAGAAUUUGUUCAUUUCCCUUCUGAAUGCGAUUGAUGCCUUUUUCAGCUGCAUGAGCACUGCUCAGCCUCCGAGGAUUUUUGUUGCUCACAGCAAGUUUGUUAUCUUGAGCGCCCACAAACUGGUGUUUAUUGGGGACACCUUGUCAAGACAAGUUGUAACAAAGGAAAUUUCUAACAGGCUAAUGAACUCUAGCAACCAGCUUUGUGAACUACUUAAAAACAUUGUCACUUCUACAAAAAUGGCAGCUUUGAACUAUCCUAGCUCUGCAUCAUUGCAGCAAAUGGUCGACCAUGUAACAGAACUGUCUAACCAAGCACAACUGUUUAAACUCUCUUUAACACAGAUGGCAUCCUUGUGAGAAAAUGAAAUCACAAUUUUAAUUUGUAUAUUUUGUCAAUAAGAAAGAUUAUGAACUUAUUAUUUUAUAUGUAAAUACAAUGUUAUAUUUUUUUAGAUUUUUUUAUGGAUUGCUUAAAAUACAUUCUGUUGAGACAGAGCUUUAUUUAAAAAUAUAUAUAUAUAUUAUGAACUCUUCAGAUUUAUACAAAACGUGGUAUGUACUUUAUGUGAUUUGAAACAUUCCCCAUGUAGAUCCAAAAAAGUGAGCACCUUAGGUUGUGUGUAUUAAGAGCGAAAUUUAGUCCUUAUAAAGUUUGUAGUCUUACAUUAGCCACAGGGAAUAAACUGUAAAGUGCACCAAAAGCAGUCAUGUUAUAAAUACGUGCACAUGAUGCUAUGUUAGUUUUGUGUGCAAUCUGUACAAAAUGGAUUUAUAUUUUAAAUUAAAAUGAAGACCUGUUUGAUGCUAAAUGAACACAUUUGUGUGAAAAUGA
Molecule: messenger RNA, 3142 nt
Organism: Bombina bombina (fire-bellied toad)
Lineage: Eukaryota; Metazoa; Chordata; Amphibia; Anura; Bombinatoridae
Gene: NEDD9
Product: neural precursor cell expressed, developmentally down-regulated 9
Exons: 7
Coding region: 277-2667 (796 amino acids)
Biological process (GO): cell migration; cell surface receptor protein tyrosine kinase signaling pathway
Cellular component (GO): cytoplasm; plasma membrane
Molecular function (GO): protein binding
Source: RefSeq, a predicted model, not a curated record